Molecule: messenger RNA, 4168 nt
Organism: Spirometra erinaceieuropaei
Lineage: Eukaryota; Metazoa; Platyhelminthes; Cestoda; Diphyllobothriidea; Diphyllobothriidae
Source: the annotation of a GenBank genome assembly
AUGGACUUACGCGCAGCUCUUCGCCUGCCAAUUUUCGUGUGCCCCCAAAAUCAAAUUCCGGUAGGAACUGCUUCGACUUAUUUGCACGGCGUAGCACAGAAAGGUGUCAGCGUGUAGUGCGCAAUCUAUAUAUACGUGUUUACGCUUACUAAUUUCCGGUGUGGUAAAACAAGUUCUACCGAACGAGCUUAUUGCUGCGUUUAACGAUAUAAAGCAUUAAAGUUUUGCUAAAUAGAAUUUGUAAAGAGCAGAUUGCUUCUUAUUUCAUGGAAAUAAUACCUUCUUAGCUACCUGCUUUGACCUGAUUCUCAUGAACGCGAAAUCAAAAUUUUUGUCUCCAUACACACCUAUUAUAUACCGUACCACCAACUCCGACACCGAUCUCGCAUUUCAUGAGUUAGGUCAUCUACUGUAAUCUGUCAAGGAAUUGCUCAAGUAGGGUAGUUUGUGAUGGGUGCAAAAAGAACCGGCAUAAUGAUUAAGCAGUAAUGGGAUGGUCACCUAAAAUUUGCCUUUAUUCUUCUCAUGGAACUAGGUAUUCUGUUCUGACAUGGAGACCAGUUAUUUAUCGAAUUGCCUUAAUUGAGUCAGAAUUGACUGUCUAUGAUGGUUUCGAGCUUGCUCGGUUUCGUCUACAAGUGCAGCCUUAGUGCUCCUUUUUUAAUUCGACUUGUCGGAGGAUCUCCUAUUUGUCUGAAUCAUAGGUCAUGCCCAGGAGAUAUGCUUAUCUCCCUCCUCUUCCUUUUUAAAGGCCGCAAAAAACACCUCCACAAUAAACUUGGACAGCCAAAAGGCCAAGUUCGAUGCUAUGGUUGAUGGUAAGUUCACUAUCUUGUCAUUGACUUGCAUUAGUAUCUGAGUGUCUUAUAUGCGUGCAGUGUAAGAUCAGUAUUACACCCGAGCCUUUUUGACGUGUUAGCGCGAAGUUAAGUAACUGUGUUGGUGGUGUUUGUACUAGUAGAAUAGCUAUGUACGCAGCCGACAUAUUUCUUGCGUGCCAGAGAUGUAAUCAUGUGUUUGCCGCUGACGGUUAACAAGCAAGAAAUUUUCAUUUCAGUCUUCCUGGUCUUUGGUAAUGUUAUUCCGCCGACAUAUAUAUGUAUGCAUAUAUAUUGGGUUUGACAGUUCGACCAUCGGUUUUGAUGAUGUCCACCGUGUGCCCCACAGUUGCAGCAGCAAUGAGAGCAGGGACGGUGACUUACGCAGGGGUUUAUAGUGCCGGUAGACUUGCGUAGCAUCUACCUACACUCUCUCCUCCUCCCUCGCCCGAGCCCGGUGUCAAGACAGAGUCAAAAAGACCGGAGACGAGGGAGGCCGCAGGUGGAUGGCUCGGACGGAUCCUCACCUUGGCGUUCCACCACACCCCCUGGUCCACACAACAAAUAACCAGGAUUUCAACCAAUAACAACAGAGAUUUGGAGGCUGGCACGGCCGAAGCCGCACCUGGGCGUGCCGCCAACGCCUUGCUCGGAUCCCACACUGUGAUGGGAGUGCCAUAAAGGCCACAUUAAAAAGGAGCCAUUGCAGCCUGACUCUCAGACCGCCUCCGGUCAAGGAGGAGGUCCAAGUUACCCCGUCAGUUGGCAACCUUCCGAGCCACGGCUUUUAGCGCACCGUGAUAACUUCAAGCGCGUCAGAUUGUUUAUAGUGAGGAGGAAGUGCGCUAAGUCGUCGACCUCACUCUCCCUUCCCACUCCCACACCCCAGCCGCUGUCCAAGCCGGUCAGCAGACUGGAGUGGGGAAUGGGCGCGCUGGCUGUCAUUGUCGACUGACCAUGACUGCGCGCGCCACGGCACGACCUGGCCCUCCAUACACACAAACACCAGGAUUUCACACAACGGGGGUUGAACGGCGCCUCUCUCACUUGCAUGAGAGUGCCGUGGAAGGUGCUGUUUUAGCCCGUCCCCAGCCCACCAGUCCGCCACUACACACAACGCGACGAACUGCGUGAACCGAGAGCGGGCGUCAAUCAGCAACCUUCCUAUCCACGACGCUGGACGUGUCGGGAUAUUCUCGGACUCAAGUCACCCGUGCUGCCGAAGCCGCAUGGGGACCGAGUCGAGAUGCGGACUUCCCACUUGCGUGGGAGGUGGCAGUUGGGUGCAGGAGGUGUGUGAGUGUUGAUUUCUGGUGGGGUGAUGGUGGCGGUGGAGGUCGUCGCACCGCCAAUGAGAUCCUACUGUUUACAUUUCAACACUGUGGUGACCUAAUUGUCGUCCCUAGACUGUGUGCGCGCCUCUUCACUGUGCUGAGCUGACCCGUUUCUCUCUUCCAUUUGCCACCGCUUGCUCUGUCUGCCCAUCCGGCAGCGACACCAACUCUAGUGCUUAGUUAGCGGGUUUCCUUGAGGGCCAGAUGACCUGCCAUGUUCAUGCUACCGUGUGGGAUACCGAACUUUUCUGGAUUUGCCAAAGUUGUUCGUCCUGCUUUUUGAGUGUUCAGCUGACAUCUGCACAUUUAGUGCGCAUUUGUCAGUUAGGAGUGAAACUCGUCUGGUUGAAAUCAAGCAUUGACAUUUGCCCUCAACUGACUGGUGCUUUAGGUCCCAUCAGCUCAGGUCCCACGGUUAGUUUUCUCAUUAUGAACAACCAUGGACACUUCUAAACGCUCACAACAUUCUUUGCGUCUCUGUUAGCUGAAAUGCAAUCCCCUUGAUCCGCUGAGCACUUCACUCUUCUCAAAACACGUAAACAGUCGUGACUUGAAGGUUUGGCAACUGACAGGAUAGCUCAAUCCCACUCACAACUGAAGGGCAGGCAUAAACGACUUCUGAUUUAGUUGACCCAUUUGAACAUGGUCGGCGCGGGAAGAACAAAGUGAGAUAGAUGCAACGCAAAUCUGCCUCACUGUAGCCACACUCACGACUCACAACCGCGUCCCGUCCUAGACAGUGAUAGUUCUCGUUGUUUACGACGGAUGGAAUUAUUAGUGGAUUAGACUGCAGAAACCUUUAUAACAAACUACUAACUCGCCUCAACCACUAGUUCCCGCAACGCACCCCUUUGUUGGAGUAUAUUAUGACACUUGUGCCGGUAGCGCACCAGUAAUUUAUUGACCCAACUUGCUGGAUCCCCGUCAGGGUUUUGGACGAAACAAAGUGCGGAUAAGAAAGCAGUAGUUACCUACUGCGAGGCGGCAAACCGGUUUUAUAGCCGAAAGUAUUCGUGACAAACGAUUUUGGAGGCCCAUUUUGCCUUAUUUAUCACUGUCAGCACACCCUGGGCUACAAGACGUAAUCGAACGGCCAUAUUCUGUCCUGCAUUGGCCUAUUUCUUGGGUGGUUUUUGAAUCGCCAAGGCAAAAGAUGCUAACAAGGUGACAAAGAUGCAUAUAUUCCUAACUGACAUUCUCAGUUAGUUUGACGAUAUAAUAAGAUCAGAGGUCUUUCGAAAACCCAUCCUCCAGUCAAAGAGAAUUCACCCGACUAUGACGUAGAUUUUGAUGCUAGGUGAACGGUCCACCUGGCUUUUUACAAUUAACGGUCGCGCACGGACUCCACGCCUCAAUAUUUAAUUUUCUCUUACAACCCUUUAUGAGUCAAAUACAUGAGUCACUGUAAACAAACUACCUUUAGGCGUUACAUUUCAUGCAGUGUGUAUGUGCGUAUUUGGUUAACUUCGUUACCUAACUUAACAUUAUUCUUUGCAUCUCUGUUAGCUUCACUUUCACGUCUUAUGACAAAACUACGGUGAUUACGUUUGCCUAAGUUUUCUUGUUGGUUGUUUGCAAUAAUUCGCCCACUUGUGCCUGAUAACAAAUUAGCCGUGGCAGCAACAUCGAGACUAGGAAGUCAGGAUAGGAAACCAGCUUGUGCAUCGACGACUCGAGAGUUGGUGCUAAAUCCUUAAUUAUUGUGUCCAUAUUGGUAAGGCUACUGCUUAUGAGCGUCAAUCACGCGUAUACAGGUAGGGGAGAUGUUCCGUCAACUAUUAAGCUUAUUCCUAUACCAAGUGUCGCUUAAAGGCCUAAACUGUAUGAAUGUAAAAACAUACGGCUGACUCCCAGCAGAUUAACUUGUUUAUAAUCCAGUUCUCACGCAGUUUACCUUCCUACAGAAGGGUAGCUCAGAUCGGGAGCGAUGGGCAAAUUACGAAUAUCCUUGGUAGUGCGAUGGAAGUCGAGACCUGCCCAACUCCUUGGAGGAACAGUCACCGCGGAGCUACGCUC